This is a messenger RNA of Puccinia triticina, 885 nucleotides long. RefSeq lists its product as uncharacterized. Lineage: Eukaryota; Fungi; Basidiomycota; Pucciniomycetes; Pucciniales; Pucciniaceae. The coding region runs from base 1 to 885 and encodes 294 amino acids. The record is from RefSeq and is a predicted model, not a curated record. The transcript is spliced from 3 exons.
AUGGAGAAUCCAACCAACAUCACCUCGGCCGGAUCUGGACCAACGCUCGAGUACCUAGGAGAAUUGGUUAUUCAGGGUUUUGGAAACCUGAAGCGCAAGUACGAUUGCAAACUGACGCCUGCUCCUACUCGGACUAUCUCUGUGGAUGGGGUCAACUCGAGGGAAAUUCUCUGCGAUCGGUUGCGUUCGACCCUUCUGCCUCUCUGCAAGGACCAACUUACCACGAUCUUGAACUUGCUAGAGCCUGCGAGUAUGCAGAAUGAACCCGAAUCAAAACUCAAGCGCGUAUUGGAGAUCCAGCCAGAACUCGACUACAACAUGACUCAAAUCAACUCUGCCGUUCUUGUCAUCUGUCCGGAAUCCUUAUCUUCCUCUUAUGAUCAAACCAAUGACCACCAUCUCAAACAACUCAAGGCGUACAGGCUCCUUGAAUUCAAAAGGAAAUUUCACGCACUCGGCAGUAUCUGCGAUGUUUUUCAGGCGGCCUCUCAGUACAUGGAAGUAGCACCAGAGGGGCUCUCGAGAGCAGGCAGACUAUUUGAUGAUUAUAAAAGAAAUACCAAAACCACAGUGAAUUGGAUCGAGAAAACGAUCAAACACUCCAACAAAACUGAAUUAGAUGUUAUCGCCGACUGUGGGGCAACGGCGGUAUUCCGGAUUGACUGUCAACUAGUCGAUCUCGUCAGCCUGAUCGAUCCGGCUGCUCCCCCGGGAUAUUCCGACUUCGAAGCCUUGACCGUGCUUUACCUCGUCCCCUUAAUCAAUAAUCUUCCAGAGAAGGAUUACUACCUGGAUUGGUUUUCUACAUGGAACACCCAGAUCAAUAUAGCUGUUCAGAACUUUGUUCAACUUGCCAAACACCUCCGACAGGAUGAUCUAGCUUAG